AUGUCGAGGUGGCUGGGCAGUGGCCAGCGUUAUCUCUACGACCAGGGGGAGGAGGAUGACCACGCCUGUGAGGACGACGAGUAUGGAGAAGAUUGGGAAGAAGAGCACAGGGACCCGGCCGAGACAGAAGAUGGUGAGGCCCACGACCUGCAGCCGCCCACCACGGACACAUGGCUUCUCGCUGCCUUCAUCCCCAGCGUCCGCCAGGCCAAGGGUGGCAAGCGGCCAAGCGGCGCUAGCGAGGGGCGCAGGCCGAGCAAUGCAGCGGCUACGGCGGCCAAGCAGAGGCGGCGAGAGGCGCAGAAGCUCGCGGCGCAGUGGAGCCUCGCCUCAACAACAACCGAGACCGAGGAGUGGCACGUCACGCUCCGAUCGGGUCGAGCGGAGCUGCUUCUCGCGUUCGUGCUGCCGCAGGACUACCCGCCCGCGCCGCCCCGGGUCAGUGCGGUGCUGACCUCGCGCGAGUCGAGUGGGUCAGCAGGCGACGCAUCCGUCUCGACUGCCGCGGGCACCCAACCGGAGCCAAGCGACGAGCUGUACAGCACCUCCGUUACCAGCAUGCUGCAAGAGCAGGCGGUCAGAAACGUGCGGGUGUCUGCUCUGGUCCCAAUAGCCCAGGAGUGGCUGGACUCGUACACCGACCGCGUCGUGAGCCUCAAGCAGCAGCAGAAGGAGGAGGCCGAGCGCGCGGCCCAGGAGGCCCUCGUCGCUGCCCGCGCUGAAGCGGAAGCCCUCGAAGAUGCCCGCCGAGCCAUGGCCGGUACCAUCACCGCCUUCAUCAUCACCGCCUUCAUCAUCACCGCCUUCAUCAUCACCACCUACAUCAUCAUCAUCGUCAUCAUCAUCGUCGUCGUCGUCAUCGUCAUCAUCAGGCUAACUGGGUGGUGGCGGGUCGGGAUCAAGCCGCCGAAGGCGAUGCGUCACGGCCUGGCGGACAUCGAGGAGUUGUUUGCCCGCAAGCUGGCCCUGCGCAAGGCCCGGCCCGGCGCCCGCUCCACCCACGUCGAGCCCCUCCACACCCUGUGCGUCAAGGUGCUGGGCGAGUCGCUGCUGCGCUACGAAAGCCUGGCGGGCUACCCGUUGCAGAUGCGACAGAAGAUACUGGACUACCUGGUGACCGACCUGCACCUGCUCUUCCCCGAGCACCUGAGCGCGCUGCUCGACGACGAGUUCACUUCGCUCGACCUCUCCGGGCUGGUCUCCUCGCGGUCGUUAGGCAGCAGCAGCAGCAGCAAGGCCAACAAGACGCGCGACGAGCACAUCACGCAGGUGGGCCACUUGUGCCCGCGAUUGAAGGAGAUCAACCUCAGCCGCGCGGUCCGCAUCACCAACUUCAGCCUAUCCGAAAGCAUUGCCAAGUGUCUGCAGUUGACUCGACUGGUGAUCGACGACUGUGCCCAAGUGGGCGACAUGGGCGUAGCCGUGGUGGCCGACGGCUGCCCCAAGCUGGCCGAGUUCUCCGCCAGGCGCUGCCAGAGCGUCACCCACAACGCCCUCCACCUCCUCGGUCGUCGCUGCACCCAGCUGGAGGUGGUGCGGAUCGCCGGCUGUACGAACAUUCACGUGGACGGCCUGCUCGACCUUGCGCGUCUGGCCAAACGACUCCAGGUGCUGGAUGCGGCUGAGGUUGGCAACAAGUUGUUUUCCAACAACCGCGACUUCCCUCCCGUACCACCCGACAGACUGGCCAAUCAGCGAUUGGAGACGCUUAUCCUCGACGGGUGCAACUACGUCACGCGCGAAUUCCUGCAGGACCUGUUGGGUCCGCUCGAGGGGCAGCUCUGCCCGUGCCUCACGCUCCUUUCCCUCCGCCAAUGCCCGCGCAUCUCCAACGGCACCUUCGAAGAGGUGGUGCUGCCACAGUGUCCGAGCCUGAAGGCGUUCCACUAUUCGAUGGUGCCGCACGCGUCGUUGCGCGGCGUGACGCAGAUGGACAUGAGCCACCUGUCCUUCCUGCCCGGCUGCCGCUACGUUUUCCCCAUCCGCUCGGCCCAUCUGCCACCCCUCCUCGCCCAGAUCCGUGACCAGCUGCUCCGCGGCAAGAGGCCCGACGACCAGGCGAAGGUCUUCACGCAGCUGGAGCUGGACAAGGUGCUAACCCACCGCGCGACGUUCCUGCGGUCGAUCGAGCGCUUCGAGGCCAACGCGCCGGCCCGCCAGGUGCUGCGCGGGCUCGAAUCGCUGACGCUGGGGGUCACCGAGUGGGCCAGCCCGUUCAGCCUGAUCGAGGCCUUCAUCUCCAUGCCGGCCCUGCGGCGCCUCGACCUCUCCCACGCCAACGCGCGCCUGCGCGACGUGCUGCUUUCGUGCUACCACUUUCUGCCGCGGCUCGACACGCUCGUGUUUGCUCGGCGCGAGGGCGACACGCGCGACGAAACCGACCCGGCCUUUCUCAAGCCGCAGCUGCCGUGGCGAAGCAGCACCAUCGACUACUACGAGGAGCGCCAGCGCAAGUUCGGCGAGCGCGAGCGGGUGCUCCUGGAGGCCCAGCAGCGACAGCGGCGGCGACGGGCGACAGCGGGCGACGAGUCGGAGCAGCGGGAGGCGGAGGCGGAGACGAAGAGGCGGCAGUGGGUGGUGGACCACAUCGCCGGCGACGACAAGCGGCACUCGAUGAGCCUCACCUCGCUCGAUCUCUCCGGCCACAUAUUUCCCGGUGGAGCUGUGUUCCUGGACUUGAUCGCGGACCGAUGCCCGGAGCUGCGGCGUCUGUGCAUUGCGCGGACGCAGGGUGUGGGCGCGCCCACGCUGCUGGCGCUGCUCGAGAAGUGCGUCCACCUCGCCCACCUCGACGUGCGCGGCGUCGACCUGCCGCUCCACAGCCAGACCGACCUCCUCAACAAGCGCCCCGCACUCUCCCUCACACCGCGUAAGUAA
This is a messenger RNA of Acanthamoeba castellanii str. Neff, 2877 nucleotides long. Its product is annotated as leucine rich repeat domain containing protein. Gene Ontology annotation, biological process: SCF-dependent proteasomal ubiquitin-dependent protein catabolic process. The transcript has 14 exons. Bases 1 to 2877 code for a protein of 958 amino acids. Gene Ontology annotation, cellular component: SCF ubiquitin ligase complex. The record is from RefSeq and is a predicted model, not a curated record. NCBI's taxonomy places the organism in Eukaryota, Discosea, Longamoebia, Acanthamoebidae.